UGUGCUGUAACUACGUUUUCCUUUGCUGCUUUCACGCCAUUCUCUUCGGCGCAAGUUUCAUUUGUGUGGUUUUUGUUUUCCUCUUGAGUCGGGGAUGAUUGUUCAACCUGCUGCCGGGAGAUGAGGCCUUUUCAUCCGGGGGUCGAGACCGGGUUUGCAGCGCCCUUUCUGAAACCAAGCGCUGCCUCUGGAAAAUUGUUCUGCCUUUUGUUUCGGUCCGGGAUAAGAGAGCGCUGCGGAAUCUGCACCCAUUUACCGUUAAUCGGACCUAACUGCCCUCCUGGUUUAUUGUAAAUCCGCGAGGUGAAGCAGGAUGUCGGACGAAGGAAAGCUCUUCAUCGGUGGUCUCAACUUCGACACGAACGAGCAGUCAUUGGAAUCCGUCUUCUCCAAAUAUGGACAGAUAUCUGAAGUUAUUGUAAUUAAAGAUCGGGAGACGCAGAGAUCAAGGGGUUUUGGUUUCGUCACCUUUGAGAAUCCCGACGAUGCAAAGGAUGCUAUGUUAGCCAUGAAUGGAAAGUCUAUCGAUGGGCGUCAGGUUAGAGUCGAUCAAGCUGGAAAGUCUUCUGGAGACCGUUCUCGAGGUUACAGAGGUGGAAAUUCAAGCAGUCGCGGAUUUUUCCGUGGUGGGUCUGGACGUAGAGCACGUGGAUUUUCUAGAGGUGGCGGAGACAGAGGAUAUGUUGCACGCUACGAUUCAAGAAGUGGUUACUCGGGAUCAAGGGACUAUUAUAACAGAGAUAGGAGUCAAGGGAGCUAUGGCGGUGGUGGCUCUUACAGGGAUAGCUAUGACAGUUAAGCUACACACAACGAAUAAAUAAAUCUUCUUGACUCAAGAUCGUCCUUCCUAUGGCUGUAUUUAUAAAGAUUUUCGGAGCUCCGUGGAAUCGUAUUGUGUACUUGUAUCCUCAUACCUUGUAGAAUUUCAGUUUGGCCUUGUUAAUCACAGCCUGACAGCUUCUGGCAUGAGGAUGCACACUAAGGGUUGUCUCAGUAAUUUUAGAAUUAAACAAUCUAACAAACCUAGAAUUCUCAGGCACUUGGCAAAACUUAUUUUUUAGUAGUAUUCCCAGGUUUUAAGUUCAGAUCAGUUUCUUUAUUUUAUGUUAACGUUACUCAAAUGCUUCGCAGAAGUUUAGUUAUUUCCGAAUUGAAGUUGUGGAGUUGACUGGAAUUUCAUUGGGGGAAGAAAUGCAAAAGGGGGUUAACUGUGUUCUCAGUCUAUUUUUAUGGUAAGCAAACUGAUGUUUUAUAGAAGCUGAACAAGCUGUGGUCUUUAAUUAAAAAUAAAGGCUUUCAUAGCCACUUAUUCUUGUAAAAGCUGUCAUUUGAAAAGUUCCUUUAGUGUAGCAAGGUAGGAAACCAACAUGGAAACAGAAGAUAUUUGUCUGCCACUUAAACUGCUGAAGAUAAAUGGCUUUGUUUUUAACGUAAUUGGACAUCUGUGCAUCUUUCAGAAAAGUUCUGUACACUGUAAACAACGUCAGCCUUGUUCCAGAUUCUUCCAAAAUUAAAUGAAGUUCUGAGCACUGUAUCUUUAUAAGAUGGACAUGUACUGGAUGAGAAAUAUUUGGAAAUGGCUUUUUAUGUUGUAUGUUCAAGUGGUUUAGAGUUGACUUUUUUUGUACUGGAAAUGGGCUUCACGAAGCCUCAUUAAAAGAAAUAUCUGACUCAUAAUGCUGACUUUCCUGUAGUUGGAUUUUUGGGGGAUGGGAUAAAAUAGAAGUCUAGGAAGGGAUUAACUGUACUGCACUCUGUAGUGGGGGAAAAGCAGUGGGGUGAAGAGCCGUCUUGGAACCAAAUGGUGACGGGUGAGUGUUAAAAAGACCCAAGAGUCAGCAGUAGAGAUAAGUAUCACUGUUUAAUUGUAGAUGAACAUUAACUGCAUUAUCCCACUUAACCUUGACAAUUAAAAUAUGAAUAGAUUUCCUGUGAAGUUGUUCUAGAUGCACAGUCUCACCGUUACUGUAAACUGUCAAAGUAUCAGUGCAGUGUUAAGUUUAUCCACACUGAAAUCUCUUUACAAUAAGUUGAAGGAAAACUAAUGGAAUAAGUACUGAUUAUUUAUCUUCCUCCCAUGCCUGGCAUGCACAAGAUCACUACCAAUUCUGAUGCUUAUAUUUGGGAUGGAGCCGUGAAUGAUUAUUCU
This is a messenger RNA of Mobula hypostoma (lesser devil ray), 2149 nucleotides long. RefSeq names its product cold inducible RNA binding protein b (gene cirbpb). Gene Ontology annotation, biological process: positive regulation of mRNA splicing, via spliceosome. Gene Ontology annotation, cellular component: spliceosomal complex. NCBI's taxonomy places the organism in Eukaryota, Metazoa, Chordata, Chondrichthyes, Myliobatiformes, Myliobatidae. The record is from RefSeq and is a predicted model, not a curated record. The transcript has 7 exons. The coding region runs from base 314 to 799 and encodes 161 amino acids. Gene Ontology annotation, molecular function: RNA binding.